AUGUUUAGCAGUGAAAGUAUGUAAGAGCAUAUUUUGUAUGACAAAAUCUAUUAAUACCUAUGGGUUAAAUCAGAGACAGCCAAUCCUCCUGCAAUUCUUAUUCCUGAUACUGUCAUUCUUAUUCGUUCUAUGCCCAUUUAUUGGUAUUACACAGAUAAAGAAACUGGAGAAAUAAAAAAGAAAAUGAGAAAGAAUGUUACUAAACAAAAUAUUAAAUAAACUUGGAAUCAAUAAGUUGGCAGAGGUGGUGUUGUAGCAUACCUUUUACAUUUUAUGUAUGCGUUGUUCCCUACUAAUUUGCAAGUGAUAAUUUAGAUCUUAAUUACCCUCCAGAAAAGUUUCAAAUCAGUGGCUAAAUCCAAGUGAUAUACUUUGAUAUUGAAGGAUUCAAUAAAUUUAUGGAUGGACAUUUUGAAUUACCAUUUGGUAUUCUUUAACAAUUUAUUGAACCAGCUGAUGAUCGCAAUUGUAAAUUAACAUGUUAUUAUUACAUAGCACAAAUUCAAGCAUUCUGGAGUAAAUCAGUUACUCUAUUCACUAAAAGAGUUUGCAAGAAAUCAUUCACUAAUAAAUCAAUGAAUAUUUAUGAACGACAUUGUACUUUUGAAGGACCUGAAUAUUUCAGUGAAGCAAGUAUCAUCAUCUUCUUCAUAGUUUAUUCAAGCUUAAGUUAAAGAUUUCUAAUCUUAGAGAAUCUCUGAACAAAUAGAUAAAAUGAUCUCUCAUCUUGAUGCUAUUUCUUAUGGAAAAUUGAAUAUUUCAUAAGGCACUUUCUAUUUCAAAGUAGAUAAAAAAGCUAGAUGUUGGUUCCUUUUUUGUGGUAAUCUCAAAUUUGAAGAUGAUAAACAUCUAAAAAAUCUACCUAAAGAUCUCUAUACUCAAUCUUAAAUAAAAGUAUUAUAUCAUUUUAUUUAUUAAGAUACCUAAAUCAAUUGAUAAUUUGAUGUCUGUAUACAAUUCAAGACCUCUAUAAUUGAAUAGAGAACAUAAAUGUAUUAGAUGCGGUUAAUUGGAGAAGGGAUCAAACUUUGUAGAAGUUCCAUAUCACUUUUUAAUUGAUUUACCUGAAAAUCCACUUCCUGUUGAAAAGUGGCCACUCGAUAUUAAGAAAUCAGCCAAGUAAGUCAAACUUAGUGGUGCUAAUCAAGAAAAGCUUGCUUAUGUCAAUACUAUAUCCUAAAUCCCAAUGACUUUCUAAAAAAUACAUGAACAAAUAAACAUUUAAAACUAUCAAGAAUUCAAAUAAUCUUAAGGAUUUAAGUAUAAAACAAUCACAGUUUGUUUAGAUUGUUAUUUUAUAAUGGGUAUAAAUAUAUAUAUAUAUAAUAUAAAUAGUUGAAAAUUAGGAAAGAAUAGCUAUGCAAGAAGUUACAUCAAAAGAGAAAACAAAUAUGCCAAGAGUGAAAUCUAAAUAAUUUUAAAGGAAAGAACAAAAUCUUAAUCAAUUUUUAAAUUCAACUCAAUUAUUCAAAUAAGUUAAAUCUGUAAAAAACUUUAAAAUGAAAGAAAUACCUUCAUAAACACCCAUUACAAAACAAAAUACAAUUUAAAAGUAUGUAAAUUUAAGAUUAAAUAAUUGUAAAUCAGUAACUCCUAUAAAAUAUUCAAUCGAAAUGCCUUCUACUGCUGAUUAUUUAUCUAGGAAUACUAAAUCUACCUACUAAGAUUUGAGUUCAACUUAUAAAUUCAAAAAUAGUAGAGAAAAUUACAAUUAAUCAUUGUAGGAAAGAUAAUAAAAUAGAUUGAUAGAAAUAAAGGAUGAAUAAGAAUGAU
This is a messenger RNA of Paramecium pentaurelia, 1773 nucleotides long. NCBI's taxonomy places the organism in Eukaryota, Ciliophora, Oligohymenophorea, Peniculida, Parameciidae. The record is from the annotation of a GenBank genome assembly.